Molecule: messenger RNA, 1608 nt
Organism: Blepharisma stoltei
Lineage: Eukaryota; Ciliophora; Heterotrichea; Heterotrichida; Blepharismidae
Source: the annotation of a GenBank genome assembly
AUGAGUAAAAAGAUUGAUAUUCAAGAGAGAAAUCAGCAGUUCCUAAAAGAGCCAGGUGUUGAAGAUUACAGAAGAAUUCAUGAUGAUAACCUUGUCCAGCUUAGAAAAAAGAAAAGGAACGAGCACCUUGCCAAACGGCGCGCUUUUGGCACAGAUCGUGCCACUCAAGCUGAGGAUUCCCCAGAAAUGGUAUCUGAUGCAAUAAGAUUUGACAUAAGUUCAGUGCCAGAAGAACUUGCCAAAUAUGAGAGGCAGCUUGUAAACCCUGACCUCAGCCCCACAAAUCGCCUAAAUACUCUUAUAUCACUUAUUAUCAGCAGCACAUCUAUGGAUUUGUUAAAACUAUCAGUCCGGACUCUAAGACUAGUACUUACAUAUGAUGAAACUAACCCAUGCAAAUACAUAGGAGACUCAGGAAUCUCUGCAAAGCUUAUUCAAUGUGUGCUUUACCCUGACAAAGACCUCCAAUACGAAGCGGUAUGAUGCAUUACAAAUUUAUCCUCAGGAGAAGACAAAGUUGUAGAUGAGCUCUUAAGGCUGAAUGUGAUUGAAGCUUUGAGCAAAGUUUUCAAUGAAAAUCCUUCUUCAGAUAUUGCAAACCAAGCUGUUUGGGCAUUAGGGAAUAUUGCAGGAGGCUCGCAAGAGCAGAGAGAUAAAGUUGUUAACUGUGGGAUCGGGGAGUGGAUUAUAAAACAGAUUUCAACGUCACAAAGGAUGACGGGAACCUCGCUGAAUACUAUGGUUUGGACCUUAGCUAACCUUUUACGAGGCAAAACUCUUCAGCAAGCAAGUCUUUUCCAAGAAUUUUUAUCUAUUUCACUGAAGCUUUUAUGCUUAGAUAACGAAGAUAUACUAAGCGACACACUAUGAGGAUUUGCUUAUGCAAUGGAUGGAGAAGUUGGAAGAAUUCAGCCAGUUUUGAACACAGGUCUAGGAAUGAGAAUAGUCCAAUUAGUAGGCUCUGAAAGCUAUAAGAUCAAGCUGCCUGCAUUAAGAGUUAUAGGGAACAUUCUCCUUGGAGAUGAACUCCAAACACAAACAAUAAUAGACUACGGAGUCAUUGAUCAGCUUGUACCUUUAGUAAACAGCCAGAAUAAGCUGCUAAAAAAGGAUGCAGCCUGGUGUAUAAGCAAUAUUUGUUCAGGCUCAGUAUCACAAGCCGAAGCUAUUUUAGCACAUGCUGGGAUCGCCUCUAUUGUAGCUCUUUUGAGAGAUCCUGAUUUUAGCAUCAAGCUAGAAGCCUGCUACAUUUUUGUGAACUCCACAAACAGAGCAAACUCCAAUCUAAUAAUUAAUUUGCUUCAAUAUGAAUUAAUAGAAGAGCUCUGCCAACUGAUUGACCACCAAGACUCAAGAAUCGUGAUACUCUCACUCCAGACCAUUUGAAAUAUCCUCAAACACAGCAAAGCAUAUAUGAUUUUUCAUAAUGAGAACACUGAUAGAGCCUUACCAAGACUUGAUGAAGUUGGAGGCAUCUCUAAAAUUGAGAGCCUGCAAGGCCACCGAAAUUAUGAUAUCUACCAAAAAGCUACAGAAGUCAUAAAAGAGUUCUUAGGUGGAGAAGAGGUCUCGCAAAAUGCAUAUCAGCAGGGAAACUUUGAGUUCUAA